ACCACUUAUCCCACGUGUCCCACUUGUACCACGUGUUCCACUUGUCCCACGUGUACUCCGUGUCCAUUUGUUCCACAUGGUACACAUGAUACAAGUGGGACAAGUAUAACACGUGGGACAUGACAUUUUGGAGACACCGGUGACGAAGCCCACGUAUCAUUUCGCAAUCCAAAAAGGGGGAGCCGCCGACGCCUAUCAAAGUUUCUUCAUUCCAUUGGCUCGCGCCUAGGGCUGGGCAUUUCAAAUCGAAUAUUCGAAUCAAGAAUUAAUAAUAAUAAUCUUUCAUAAACGUAUCCAGGUCAAAUUAUCCCGUAGGGCGGAAAUUACCGUUCACAAAGUGUAUAUAAGCCUAUGAAAAAUCUAAUUUGAUAAACAGCGGUGUUCAUACACAGCUUGGUCCAACAACCUGUCUUUAACUACAAUAAAGAUAUACAAACACUUGCUUCGGCUGUUGUAUAACAUUUUUAUAACCUAAAAACUCAUUCAAUUUCCUGUAUUUCACUCGAUUUCCUAUAAUCCUGGAAUGAUUGAAUUUGUUGAGAAUGACCUUGAAAGAGGCAUGACGGCGGUUUGUGGACAUUCCGUCGUGUAUUAUCGUUUGUUUAUUUUAGGUAAAUAUAAAAAACUCUUUUUUGUGACAGUUCAAUGUGAAUAAAGUCAAAUUUUCCACCCAAUAAAUGGGCACGUGUAAUAAGAAAAUGAACGAGUCGCGAAUUUAAAAAUUCUGGGAACCUCGGGUUUACAGUUAUUGAAUUCUGAGCAGUCGGGUAAUGGGAUAUUAAAAUAUAUUUGUGCCGAUACUGAAGUGGCCCCGAGAGAGUUCUCAUGGGAAGGUUAGGCUAAAUUCUUGUUGCUGUUAUUGAGUUGUGAAAAAAAAAUUCGUCGCAACUUAUGGACCAACUGAUUUCACAUUUUCAGUAGUUAAAGAUAGUGAGGCGUACUGUCGUGCUAUCACCUUUAUAUUAUUUAUUUUCAAAUUUCCUCUGAUUAUCAUGGGAACCGAUAUUUCCAAAUCAUCAGAAUUUUUUUUCUUUUUGUUUAGUUCACGGGCACACUUUUUUGUCUAGCUAGACAGCUCGGGCGUGAACGUUCAGAUACAUCCGCGGCCUUUGCGUCCACAUAUUGCUAUCUUAUAUGUAUAGUCAGUUUUACAGUUGCGAGUUUUGCAUCAUCCGCAAAUACAAGUCGACACAUUGAUAUAUUAUAUCUGUAUAUUGUAACGAAAGGGCGACUUUCUGCUGAGUUGACAUAUAGCCAAUAUGCUAAAACUGUUCUAAUUUUGUUAUAAUAUAUUAAUGAGCAUAUAUGGAACUCUAACCGUUGUAAAUAAUAAUUAUUCUUAUGCAGUCCUUGGACUGGGACUUGUUCAAGUCAUUGGUUCGUCAUAUGAUUAGCAUAAUAAGUUGAUAAUUUUUCUCACCUGUAGAACAAAUAUGAAAAUCCCGUUAUUUACUGUAAUUAAUGCUAUGAACGUAAUUGAUAUAAUUUCGAUAAAAUGAUAGUUUUUAUUAUCAACUUACGAUUGUCUUAUCUUAAUCGGAAGUUGCUUAUCCACUAUGCUGUGAAUACUAUUACUAUCAAGUAAUCAUUGUUGACCUUAUCACUAAGAUACAGAUACAGAUAGUGGAGGAAGAAGCAGCAUGAUUUGCGGAUUUGACGCAUUUGGGAAGCUGCUAUUAUAAAAUAAGAAAAAUUUUAACAUAUAUUAUAUAACACGAGCAAAUAAAUCAUUGAAAGUAACAGUGCGCAUUUGCAACACAUCGACACAGCACAGGCGAAAAUGGGACUUCAACGUGAUUUCGCAAAGGUAUCAAAUAAUAGCGAACAACAGAAAAAUGAGCAGAAAUACAGAGCAACUAAUAUUUGGAACAAACUCAUACUGUCGUUUAAGCAAGCUAUACACUGUAAAACUCACCGACAACAUCUACGAAAGUUUGAAAAGUGUUUUACCGGUAGUGAGGCAAAGAAAGUAAUGUUCAAGUUGUUAGUUCAUUGUGAAAGUUUAACAGAAAACGUUACAAGACAAAAGACGAUGAAACUGCUACAAAAGUUUCUGGAUAAUCACAUCACAGAAGAUGUUUAUGGAAAAUGGCUCGGAGAAACAUUCACAGCUUCAAGCAAAUUGUACAGAUUUUCUUAUGGCAUGAAAUCGAAUACACUCAACGAAAAGUGUCUUAUUCGAAUGGCAGACUUAAAAUACUCUGACCCCCGUAGCGGAAACCGCACUAUUCGAUCAACAUUACGUUCUCCACAAGGAAAUACACCGAGGCUCAAAUCAAUUUUAUUGUUGCUCAAAGAUAUACCAAGUCCUCACAAAACCCACGGGGUUUCGAAGAAAAAGGAUAAAAAAAGAUCGGUAUCUAGCUCACCACCCACCCCACCUUUGAGAAAAAGAUUUUCAACUUUUUCAACUGUCAUACGACAAUCUGAAUUGUUGUCAAGUCCAACUUUCAUCCGCUCCGGAGUCAAAAGAUAUGCGUCCACGGAUUCAAGCGCAACAAACCCGGACAAAAGACUAAGAACAUUGUAGUCUGUCACGAUUUUAUUUUUAUUUCAUUGUUCUUCUAUUAUCCUUGUUCUUCUAUUAUGAUGAUGUUCCAUGUUUAUGUUCCAUAUCAUAUAUUUAUUACCGUUAUAUUAAGUGUAAGAUUUUUUAUACGAAUUCACUGAGAUGAUAUUUCCUACAAUGUAAGCCAGUGAUGAGAAAAAUAAUCAUGUGAUGCAGAGGAAAUUUUUAACCUGUGCAAAGUCAUUUCAACGCAGGCGGUAGAAUUCAGAAAUUGUUCUUCUAUUAU
Molecule: messenger RNA, 2795 nt
Organism: Styela clava
Lineage: Eukaryota; Metazoa; Chordata; Ascidiacea; Stolidobranchia; Styelidae
Biological process (GO): intracellular signal transduction
Source: RefSeq, a predicted model, not a curated record